GCAACAGUCAUGGCGGGCUGGACCAGGUCCGUGUGUGUGCCGGUGGUUUCCGGGUCGGUGCUGCUGUGCGCGUCGGUGCUGCUGUGCGGGUCGGCGUCUCGCCUCUGCGGCGGAGGGGCGCUGUUCACGGCCUGCUGCUCGCUGCUCUGCGCCGCGUGCGCGUGCGUGUGGACGAUCCGCGCGACGCGGAGGCUGCGCAGGCGAGACGCGCGCGCCGGCCGGCGCGCGUGCGUGCUGGUGCUGGGGGACGUCGGCCGCAGCCCGCGGAUGCAGUACCACGCGUUGUCCCUGAGCAGGCACGGAUAUGACGUCACUGUCCUCGGCUUGGCAGGCACCAGGCCUCACCAGGACUUGCUCACAGAUGGCAGAAUACAGAUAGUGCCCAUCGCGGAAGUGAAAGGCAUUCAAGCAGGUCCAGCAAUCACAAGAUACGUGACAAAGGUGGUCCUGCAGUGUCUGCAGCUUCUGCAGCUGUUGAUGAAAAUCAGCUUACAGUCUCAUGUUCUCUUACAGAAUCCUCCAGGUUUGCCUAGUAUUUUGGUGACUUGGUACGUGUGCCGUCUACGUGGAAGCAAAUUUAUCAUCGACUGGCAUAACUAUGGCUACACCAUCAUGGCGCUCUCCCACGGGCAGAGACACCCUAUCGUCAGAAUGGCCAAGUGGUACGAGCACUUCUUUGGGCGUCUGGCUGAUGAGAGCGUGUGUGUGACCAACGCCAUGAGAGACGACUUGCAGAUGAACUGGGGAAUCAAGGCCACCACUCUGUAUGACAAGCCACCCGCCAUAUUCAGAGAAACGCCGCUGGAGCGCCGACACGAACUGUUCAUGAGACUGGCCAGGACUUAUCCUCAGUUCCAGACAAGUGGGGUUCGGCAUCAGGACGAUGCAGCAGAGAGGACGGUCUUCUCGUCUCGUGACCUUACAGAUAACACGGUGACCUUGACCCCCGGACGACCUGUUCUGCUCAUCAGCAGCACCAGUUGGACAGAGGAUGAGGAUUUCUCCGUGCUGCUGGAGGCCCUGCAGGAGUACGAAGGCUUCGUCGGAAGAGAUGCCUCGCUGCCGCCUCUGGUCUGUGUGAUCACAGGUAAAGGUCCCCAGAAGGAGCAUUACAGGAAGCUGAUUGACACACUUCAUUUUGAGCAUGUGAAGAUCUGCACCCCAUGGCUGGAGGCCGAGGAUUACCCCGUCCUACUGGGUUCAGCAGACCUGGGCGUGUGCCUGCACAAGUCCUCCAGCGGUCUGGAUCUGCCGAUGAAGGUGGUCGACAUGUUUGGCUGCUGUCUUCCAGUCUGCGCCAUCCACUUCGACUGUUUACAUGAACUUGUGAAGCACGACGAGAACGGACUCAUCUUCAAAACCGCCGAAGAACUGGCAAAGCAGCUGAAGUCUCUCUUUUCAGAUUUUCCUAGUGAUGACGGCAGGCUUGGGUGGUUCAGGAAUAACCUGCGGACCAGCGGAGGGCAGCGCUGGGAUGAAAACUGGGACCAAAAUGUGCUCCCCCUGAUUGGCGCAGCACAGUAGAGACACACACACGGUCGAACCCACAGCAACCACAACGGCUGAUGUUCGAUGGCUGCCGCAUGCUGGCUCCAAAAAGACAAUGGUUGUGUAUGGAAGUUAAAAAUGUUUCUUUGGGGCGUUCGGGUGGCGUAGCGGUCUAUUCCGUUGCCUACCAACACGGGGAUCGCUGGUUCGAAUCCCCGUGUUACCUCCGGCUUGGUCGGGCAUCCCUACAAACACAAUUGGCCGUGUCUGCGGGUGGGAAGUCAGAUGUGGGUAUGUGUCCUGGUCACUGCACUAGCACCUCCUCUGGUCGG
This is a messenger RNA of Lampris incognitus (smalleye Pacific opah), 1820 nucleotides long. It is a transcript of the gene alg1, whose product is annotated as ALG1 chitobiosyldiphosphodolichol beta-mannosyltransferase. Gene Ontology annotation, molecular function: mannosyltransferase activity. Gene Ontology annotation, cellular component: endoplasmic reticulum. Bases 10 to 1524 code for a protein of 504 amino acids. The record is from RefSeq and is a predicted model, not a curated record. The transcript is spliced from 13 exons. Lineage: Eukaryota; Metazoa; Chordata; Actinopteri; Lampriformes; Lampridae.